Molecule: messenger RNA, 1846 nt
Organism: Anopheles coustani
Lineage: Eukaryota; Metazoa; Arthropoda; Insecta; Diptera; Culicidae
Exons: 5
Coding region: 1-1548 (515 amino acids)
Source: RefSeq, a predicted model, not a curated record
AUGGCCUCUCCAAGGACACUGUGUGCGCUAUCGGUGUGGAGUGUCGGCGUCGCGGUCCUGCUGCUGGCGAUCGUGCCCGAUCGGACCGACGCCAACUUCAUCACGUAUGUCGACGAUUCCGGGGAGAGCGUCACGGAUGACUACGUGAUCGAUCCGCAGCAUCGGCGGAAAAAAGUGAACCCGAAGGACUACAACGAAGCACUGGAUCGGCUGAUCGCGACGGCACUGAAUCAAAGCACGCCGGCAGGCAAUGACUCCGUGUCGUCGGAGCUUGCAUCCAGCUCGGCGGAACAGAGUGUGGCCUGCAUCGGAGACCGCAAGCCGCUACAGAUCCACACCCUGGACAAGCUGACCGUGCGCAAGUGCUGCCCCAAGGGCCAGUCGUUCCAUCGUCUAAGCAUAACCACCUGUCACCCGAUAGAUCUGUACGAGCACAUGAGCCGCUUCUCGUUGCUAGCCCGCCAGCUGGACUAUUACGGGCCGGGAUGUCACGAGUACGGCAGAUAUCUGCGCUACAACACGACGAUCGACAAGAAGUGCGUCGGACAGCGGUUGAUAUUCAACGAUCGCGGCACACAGAUGAUGCUCAUCCAGAACGGAUCGUUGCUGGUGACGCGAGGCGAUCGGUUCGAGUUCUACGAUGACUUUUGCGUGGAGGAAUCGGGCAACAUGGUGCUGGCGGCGCACAUCUGCGAAUCGCCGACGGCCGAGACGGAUCUGUUCUCCGGAUGGUUGGGCACGGUGAUGAUUGUCCUGGCGCUGAUCGCAUCGGUUAUCACCGUGCUGGCGUACAUCUUCGAUCGUACCCUACCGCAUCGGUACGGGCCUCUGAUAGGGAGCCAUGCGGGAUUCCUUGCGCUUGCCAUUCUGUUCGAGCUUCUUUUCGACACUAUCCACGAAGAACAAUACCGCCCGAUCGUGGAAGUCCUGGUGGAGAUUUCAUACGCCCUCUUCGUGCUCUUCAGCUCGAUACUGUUCUUUUCGUCCGCCACCGGAACGACCAGCAUUAACUAUCGACUGCUGCUGGUGGCGGUGUUCUUCAUCUCCUCCUGCUCGCUGAUCGCCAUGGCACUGACAUUCUACUCCGAAAGCGUCCUAUUUCUGACGGUCUUGGCCAGUUUGACGAUCACGUUGACCAUCAGUGCGGCUAACAUCUACACCUCCUUCGGACGCAACCAUCUUGGGUUCAAUAGCAGCGAGAAUCCGUUCGAAAUGAUCAACGAAGGCAGCACGGCCAAGCGAAUGGACCAACGAAAGGAGCUCACGAUCGUUUCCACGUUCGCCUGUGCCACCCAGAUCAUCGUGUGGAUACCGUACUCGAUGAACAAGUAUACGCUGCUCUCCGUCCUCGCCUGGAAUGCCAUCAUCAUUUUCGUCGUGUUUGUUGGCCUGAGGCGUCGUUCGAUCGGCCUGUGCAACGUUGGCCAGCGGCUGAAGGCCCAAAAUCCCGGAACUCCGUACGCCGAGCAUCAGAUGCCGCGAGAUACGCAAACGGUCCUACCUUCGGGGUACGCGGAUGACGAUGCGGACGAGCUGCGGGUGGUAUGAAAGGACGUACCACUUGCGUGCCCCUGAUCCGUACUUAGAAGAGAUUAUUCUUAGGCACCUCCAUAAUUCGACUUUAUUUCAUUAAAACUAGCAUAUAGCGGCAUUGUACAUAAGACGAGGACGCUGGGAGUUGAUUAUAGUUUGUUUCGGGUAGCGGAAUAGUAAAAAUUGUAACUCACGGCCUCACUAGGAGUCAGCAUCGCACAACUUUCACGAAACCGAGUCACCACUUCGCGCAGGCUGCAGCAGCCCCGGGGACAUUUUAUUUUGCGAAGAAAAUAUAAAAUAAAUCAAUAAA